AUGCACUCCGCAGACUUCGCCGCCGCCCAGCAACGCAUAGCAGCCCGCCGCGCACAGCGCGCGCUCCAGCAGCGCAAUCACCAUGAGCCAUCACGCCCUGCCCGCGCUCUCGCACGCCUUCCUUUCCCCUUAAACGCUGUCUCCUCGGCCGGAUUCAAUGUUUGGGACGCGAUCAAGGGCCGCUCGGGAACGCGCCCAGAGUUCCGUGUCGGCCAGGUUGAUGCCGAACUCCUCGACGAGGAGCUGCUGACGCUACUCAAAGACCAAGUCGGCGAGGGUCUGAAGUAUUUUGGCUCACAUGUCACCGAUAACUACUCGGCCGAGAUCCUGCUGCUGCUGCGCGCCGUACUGUGGAAGCUGAGCAUUUGGGACCAGAAUGCCAGUUACGGCGCCCAUUUACAGGGGCUGCGCUAUACCGAUGCCCGCAGCAGUGCCCCCAAUCGCCCGCCCCCGAAGCCCUGGCAGAAGAUUGCCUAUGGCGCCAUUACUGUCGGUGGGAGAUAUGCGUGGACAAAGUGGGAGGAGUACCUCUUGUCCACGUCCGAAGACUACACACGGCCUGAAUCCGCGCGCCUCAAACUGCUGGGCAGAUUGAGUGAGUUGGCUGGGAAUGCGCACGAUGUGCUCGGUCUUGCCAGCUUCCUCGUCUUCCUCGUCGAUGGUCGCUACAGAACAAUCACCGACCGUCUCCUCCGGUUGCGAUUGACCCCCUCGUCGCACUCAACCUCCCGCGAAGUCAGCUUCGAGUACCUCAACCGCCAACUCGUCUGGCAUGCCUUCACCGAAUUCCUACUCUUCCUCCUCCCUCUAGUCGGCAUAUCACGCUGGCGCCGCAUUCUAAGCCGCACCUUCAAGAAACUCCGCGCAACCCUCUUUUCCCUUAUGGGAAAAUCCACCACCUCCUCCACCGAAGACGAUGAAGCCAAAACCUCCGGCGAACUCGGCUUCCUCCCUGAACGCACCUGCGCAAUCUGCUACCGCGACCAAAACCCCACCACCGCCACCGAGUCCGACAUCAUGGCCUCGUCAGCCGGCGGCGGCGGCGUCGUCGGCAGCGCAGCAACAGACAUCACAAACCCCUACGAGUCCACCUCGUGCGGCUGCAUCUACUGCUUCGCCUGCCUCGCCCAGCGCAUCGCAAACGAAGAAGGCGAAGGCUGGACCUGUCUCCGCUGCGGCGAAAACAUCACCGCAUGCAGACCCUGGAACGGCGAUAUCAUCGAAGAGCAGCCCCGGUUUACCCCUGCGUCCUCGCAUGCAGAGGAGCAUGAGCGACCCAACACUGCGAAAUCUGUAGGCUUUGCGCGCGCGUCGCCUGACGAGGAUGAUGAGAAGACGCUGCUUAAGGAGGUGGAACCCAUGCCUGAGCAAGAUCACAGUGAUGGAGAGGGCUUACUCGGUCCGUCGACCACGCAAGCUCGCGCGCUGGAUCUCGGCGAAUCACUCUUCACGGAGACGUCGGAGUGGGCGCGUGCCAGUGAGGCUAGCAGUAGCAGCGAGGAUGAGCAGAGCGAAGAGUACGACGAGGAUGAGCAGGAAGAAGGCGAGGAAUUGGGCUUUUAUGAUCAAUGA
Molecule: messenger RNA, 1572 nt
Organism: Bipolaris victoriae FI3
Lineage: Eukaryota; Fungi; Ascomycota; Dothideomycetes; Pleosporales; Pleosporaceae
Exons: 1
Coding region: 1-1572 (523 amino acids)
Biological process (GO): protein import into peroxisome matrix
Cellular component (GO): peroxisomal membrane
Molecular function (GO): zinc ion binding
Source: RefSeq, a predicted model, not a curated record